AUGCAAUUUGACUUCCUGGAUUCCUCCUUGAAGAUACUCAGGUUUGUUAAUUGGGGAGUAGAAGAACCUGAAGCGAGGGCAGUUCAGCACAAGUUGGACCAAAUUACAGCCAGAUUGUCCCUCCUUCUUGGAUAUACAGUGCCACAAAUUGAAAUAAAACAUGUCACUGGUAUUACAAUAGCUCUGAGAGGACUUGGGGGCCUUGUGUUUAUCUACGGUAGCUCCACUGGAGCUUAUCUUCUGAUGCUUUAUUUGGCAUUUAUCUCUCCUAUGAUCUAUGAUUUCUACAACUAUCACAUUGAGGAGCCAGAAUUUUUUCAAGUUUUUGCAAUGUUUACACAGAAUUUGGCUCUCUUUGGUGCAUUGCUCUUUUUCAUAGGAUUGAAUAACAGAAUGCCGAAAAGACAACCCAAGAAGAAAGGGGCUCCCAGGUCAAAGAAAGCAGCCCCAGCUCGAAAUCAUGGUUAA
This is a messenger RNA of Dioscorea cayenensis subsp. rotundata (Guinea yam), 468 nucleotides long. RefSeq lists its product as uncharacterized. The record is from RefSeq and is a predicted model, not a curated record. Bases 1 to 468 code for a protein of 155 amino acids. Lineage: Eukaryota; Viridiplantae; Streptophyta; Magnoliopsida; Dioscoreales; Dioscoreaceae. The transcript has 5 exons.